Messenger RNA from Suillus subaureus, 2156 nucleotides. RefSeq names its product serine carboxypeptidase S28-domain-containing protein. Lineage: Eukaryota; Fungi; Basidiomycota; Agaricomycetes; Boletales; Suillaceae. The coding region runs from base 357 to 2156 and encodes 599 amino acids. Gene Ontology annotation, molecular function: dipeptidyl-peptidase activity; serine-type exopeptidase activity. The transcript is spliced from 14 exons. The record is from RefSeq and is a predicted model, not a curated record. Gene Ontology annotation, biological process: proteolysis.
AGCACAUCCUCAGCGGAGGUCUAGAUAAAGAGAUCUCAGAGUGCCAAGUACCCAGUGACAUUAAUUCAAAGAUCCUGGCUAUCACGACAGCCCGCAAUGAGUGCAUCGCUGGGGACCUGGACACCGCUGAAGAGUUCCUCACCCAAGAGAUCGAUACCGAUGCCAACCCUUAUACUUCCUAUACCAAUCGCUCAUUCGUUAUGGCCCGAAAAUACGACGGAGAACGACCUUUACGAUGAGGCGAUUGAAGGGACACGUCUGAAGACCUAGUCACUUGUACCUCUCAUACUACUCCCUCUCCUCUGAAGAGGCAGCCAAUAGUCAGCGAUGCAGUGCAAACAAUACUUGCUUUUAAGAUGAUUCCCAGGGCACGCUGGCGUUUCUCCAUCAAUAUUCAUUCAAACGGAAUAUGUGACGAGCCUUUGAUCUUCUUUGACCAAGAGUCAGUUCAGGCACAUUGGGCCACUGAGUGGCCUGGUUACCCUAUACAUCCCGACGUGACGGGAUGGCUGCACAUAAAACGCUCCUCUCUCGCCAGGAUUAUGCCGUGUAGUCCAACCCUUGCGAUCAAGAUGUGGGCCCUCACGUCGCUGCUACUUGCGGGCGUCGCCCGAGCAGCCAUUCCCAAUCUCAUGCUUCGUGGUAUGCAGUCUCUCCCAAAGAUUCCAGUGCCGGAACGUUCUAUCACUUCGCCGAAUGGCACAGCACUACCAAACAUCACAACCACCUAUUACUUCGACCAGCUCAUCGACCACAAUAAUCCAGACCUUGGAACUUUCCAGCAGCGAUACUGGAUGAACUGGGAGUUUUAUGAGCCUGGUGGUCCCGUUAUAUUGAUGACGCCUGGGGAAAUUAACGCGGAUGGCUUUGAAGUCUUCAUUACCAAUGACAGUAUCAAUGGUCUCAUUGCCCAGCAACAAAACGGUGCAGCCAUCCUCAUCGAACACCGUUUCUUCGGUGAUUCCAAUCCAUACGACAACCUCACGUCACAAUCUCUCUCGCUCCUCACCAUCCAGCAGGCCAUUGAUGAUCUCGUGUACUUUGCGACCACAGCCGACCUUCCCAUGUCUGGGGGUGAUGCUGUGAAACCAGGUCAGGCGCCAUGGAUAUUGGUCGGAGGAAGUUACUCGGGAGCCCUUUCCAGUUAUACGAUGGUCAACAAACCGGGAAUUUUCUGGGCUGGAUAUUUAUCCUCUGCUACCGUGGAAACGAUCACUGACUAUUAUGAUUAUUUCACCCCUAUUCGCGAGUACAUGCCACAGAACUGUUCUUCUGAUGUCCAGGCAGUGAUCGCCUACCUGGAUAAGAUGUACAUGGCUAACGACACGGCUGGAAUCCAGACGCUGCAGGAGGCAUUUGCCCUCGGCGGUCUCAAUCAUGUAGGCGAUUUCGCCACCGCACAGCGGCCGCCUGCACUCCCUCUGAUUCUCGCAAAGUCUUUGAUUCAAUACAACCUAUGGGAUUGGCAAUCCCUCUCACCUGAUGACGGCCCAGGAUCAAUGUUCUAUCAGUUCUGCGAUGCGCUCGAGGUCAAGGACGGUGUCAAUGCCGGACCUGACGGGUGGGGACUUGAGAAUGCUAUUAACUCUUGGGGCGACUUUUGGAACACUACAUACUAUAGCUACACCUGUCAGGAUAAAGACGUUGAAACCUGCCUUGGGACGUUUGAUCCGACUAUCACCUACUGGACUAAUAUUACCGUGGACAAUGCGGCCAGAUCAUGGUUUUGGAUGGUGUGCAACCAAAUCGGUUUCUACCAGGUUGGUCCCCCUGAAGGCCAACCUGCGAUCGUGAGCCGCAUCAUCCAACCCAGUUUUGUAGAGCGUCAAUGUGUCAACAUGUUCCCUCAAGCCUUCGCCUCUCCCCCUGAUACACCCACGGCAAAGACAAAUGCAAUGUACGCUGGUUGGAACGUGAACAUCCCGCGUAUUUUCCUUGCCAACGGUUUGCGCGAUCCUUGGCGCGGGGGAACCGUGUCUGCUGAUGGACUGAAUAAACCCAACACUACUAGCAUGCCGAUCUAUAUGAGCGACGGAUUCCACACCUCGGACAUGAUAACGGAUAACGGCGUUAUAGAUCCGACUAUCGCGGUCGUGCAGAAAGCAGGAUUAAUGUACAUGAAGGAGUGGCUUGCUGAGUGGAAGCCUUCUACGUAG